GGCAUUUAGAUCAGCCCUCCCGUUGAGCUUGAUCCAAGCAACCCGGUAAACGGUUGGCUUCAUAGCCCAGUUUGUACAGCGCACUGCCGCCGCCGCCGCCGCCGCCGCCACGCGCGGUGGUUUUGAAUCGCGUCGGCCCUUUUCGCCCACUUGUUGAAAUCAAGGAGGCCACUCCCACUCUGUCGAGCAACUGACGAGCGGCAUUUCCCUCCAUCAUCUUCCUUCCUCCUUUCACGAAGGCCCCUCCGUCGCGCUCCAUCCACACGAGGCUCCAUCAAUCUCUACUCAGAGGGUGGAAGCAGCAAGAUUUGGCGCAAGGUACGACAAUCGACGACGUAACUAGAAUUCGUGGAAGCUCAAAAUUGUUUGUGGUUUCGUCACUUAUGACCCUCUUUACGAUUAGGAGUAAGUACCAGCUAGUACGAUGAGGGUCUGUUCGGUUUAUGUAGUUAGCCUGGUUAAGUCAUCCAAAACCAAGUUUUGGCCGAGAGGGUUGCUUCAGAUUGCUCAGAGCCCUGAACUUUAUGGGACGACAAGAAGUUGUCAUGUGGGAUUGAUGGAGGAUUCUCUGAAUAACAAUGGAAAAUUGGGGAGAACUCGUGGUGCGACUCUUAGACUAGCGCAAGAUGCGAUUAUGGAGUACUUGCACUUGACUCGAGGCUUGCCCUUCAUGGAUGCAGAGUUUAUAAGUAAAAAUUCACCUCAGUUUCUCGAUAGGCUUCUGCAGAAAAUCGAUGCUGGAGAGAACAUUGGGGCAUCCAUAUCGCGGUUCCUGCGCUACCACCCUAUAAAUGAAUUCGAGCCAUUUUUCGAGAGUCUGGGUUUGAGCCCGUCUGAUUAUGUUCAGCUUCUUCCGAGAGAGAGGAUGUUUUUAAUUGAUGAUCAGCUGUUGUUGGAAAACUAUCAUGUACUUUGUGAAUAUGGGAUUGCACGUGAGAAGAUGGGGAGAGUAUACAGGGAGGCUCCUGAAAUUUUCCGUUAUGAUCGUGGGCUUUUGAUGUUGAAGAUUAAUGCCUAUGAGAAACUGGGGCUUAGUCAGUCUACUAUGGCUAAGGUUAUUGCUGCAAGUCCUUAUCUUUUGACUGGAGAUGUUGAUAAGGACUUCGUUGAGGUAUUGGAGAAUUUGAAGAAUCUUGGAUUUCAGUUCACACUAAUUGAAGAGAAUAUUUCUGAAGAGGCUUGUUAUAGAUGGAGUCAGAUUCUUGAGCUUCUCUGCUUCUUUAGCAAGAUAGGUUGCAAUGAGGAGCAGUUGAGUGAGUUAAUAAGACGCCAUCCGGGAAUUCUCUUUGAAGGUUCAGGGGACAAGACAUGUUCCCUCAUUGUUUAUCUCUUAAAAUUUGGAUCCUCUGUAUGUGAAAUACGGUCAAUGUUUUUGCAGUUUCCAAAUGUCCAAGUUGGAAAGUUUUUGUCAAAUUUGAGACGGUGUUUUCUGUUCCUCACUGAGAUUGACAUGCCGACUGAAGACGUUAGCAAGAUUUUACGCUCUCAUUCCCUGUGGUUGGGUGAAUGUACUCUGAAGAAACCUAACACAGUAUUUGCUAGGUUAAAUGUUGGGAAAAAACGGCUCUGUAAAAUCAUCGAGGAUCACCCAACAGAAAUGAAGAAUUGGGUUCUUGGAUCACAAAUGGAGCGACUACCUGAUAAGGGUAAGAAAUUGCUGAAGGUUAAGUUUUUGUUGGGAUUGGGGUUUACUGAUGAUUUAACCAAGAUAAGUGAGGCCGCCAAGUUAUUCAGAGGCAAAGCCGAAGAUCUUCAGGAGAGGUUUGAUUGCAUUGUGAGUGCUGGUUUGGAUCGGCAGGAUGUCAUCAAAAUGCUGACUGUAUGUCCCAAAAUUCUUAACAUGUCAAAGGAUGUGAUUGAGAUGAAAAUGGAUUUUCUCAUGAAUGAAUUGGGUUGGCCCUUGACUGCCUUAGUUAAAUUUCCAGCUUUUCUUGGUUAUAAGAUUCAGAGAAUCAAACUUAGACAUUCCAUGUAUAGUUGGCUGAAAGACCAAGGAGCAGCUGAUCCUGACUUGGCCUUAAGUACUUUCAUUGGAUGCUCAGAUAGGAAAUUUGUUAGGCAGUUUGUAAAUCGACAUCCUAGUGGCCCGGAAGUUUGGCAAAAGUUGAAUAAGAAAUUUGCCCACGCAGAGUGUCUAGUGCAUGCUUCUUGAAUAAGUUUAGCAAGUGGGCAAGCGAGGUGUAUGGUUAUCUUGUAUUCUAGACUAAAGCUAACUUAUACAUUUCUUCAUAUUAAUGGCAUGAAGAUUAAGAUGCCAAUUUUUGGGGUC
Messenger RNA from Rhodamnia argentea, 2269 nucleotides. Its product is annotated as transcription termination factor MTEF18, mitochondrial-like. Gene Ontology annotation, biological process: regulation of DNA-templated transcription. The record is from RefSeq and is a predicted model, not a curated record. The coding region runs from base 425 to 2152 and encodes 575 amino acids. The transcript has 2 exons. Gene Ontology annotation, molecular function: double-stranded DNA binding. NCBI's taxonomy places the organism in Eukaryota, Viridiplantae, Streptophyta, Magnoliopsida, Myrtales, Myrtaceae.